This is a messenger RNA of Nymphalis io (European peacock), 1144 nucleotides long. RefSeq names its product survival motor neuron protein (gene Smn). Bases 153 to 992 code for a protein of 279 amino acids. The record is from RefSeq and is a predicted model, not a curated record. Lineage: Eukaryota; Metazoa; Arthropoda; Insecta; Lepidoptera; Nymphalidae. The transcript has 7 exons.
UAACUUGUCAAAUUUUAUUUUUCAGAUAUUCCUGUUAUGCUUUACUUACUACCGUAAACUGUGUAAAUCAUUUCAAAUUUUUAAUGUUCAAACUAGGUAACUUCACCUUCAUAAUCAAUUAAACUAAUUAAUAUAUAAAAGUUAGUAUAAAUAUGGACAAAUCUAAUAUUUUAUACGUAAAAGGAAUGAAUUUGUCGGACUCUGAAGAAGAUGAAGUGGAGGCUGAAGAUAUAUGGGAUGACAGUAAGCUGAAUGAUGCUUAUGACAAAGCGUUAAGAAUAGCCAGUGCUGAGGUAGCAAAAAGGGUUGCUAUGUCUACUAAUUCUCCAGCCUCUAGAAAUGAUUUGAAAACAAAGACGAAAUUGACAUCACAUUCAAAUUACACAAAAAAUCAAAAGAAUGAGUCAAAAGGUCAAUGGAAGGCUGGAAUGCACUGUCGUGCCGUGUAUGAAGGGGAUGGGGUUGAGUAUGAAGCACUCUUGUUGAGGAUUAUCAACAAUGAUGAGUGCAUUGUAAGAUUUCUCGGCUAUGAAAACUCCGAAAUAGUGUCAAUAUCGACUCUUAAAGCAUCAAAGGGUAAAACAGAAAGAACCCGGCAAAUAGAAGAAUCAUUAGCUGAUAAAAUAGAGGACGACUCAACAAAUUGUUCAUUCAAUGUUGAAAAGAUGGAAUGUAGUGACAGACCUCUGAGUCCUGGCAGUUCAGUAUCAUUUCAGAAAAAAAAGAAGUUGGGAAAGAAGAAACACGGACAGAAACAGAUGAACUGCUUCGAUCUGCCUGAUAUACCGAUGCCGAAUUUUGCACAGUUACGGAAUAUCGGGACAAUGGAUAUGCCGAUCCCUCCGCCGCCACCGAUGAAUCUUCCCCGCUGUGAAGUCGAUUCUGAAGACCAAGCGGUCUCGUCAAUGCUACUGAGUUGGUACAUGAGCGGCUACUACACUGGGCUAUAUCAAGGGAUGAAACGGGCAAAGGAUGGGCGGAGAAAUCAUUAACAAAAAAUGUUUUUAAAUAAAUUUUAUUUUUAAGUCACAUAACAUAAACUAGAAAUAAAAAUAGAAAAUGUUGUUAUCAAUUAAAAAUAAAUUAAAUUAUGCCUCCAGUUUCUGUUUAACUAUGUACAAAAUAUACAUUUUGAUACUCUGAA